CAAAAGGCAGAGAGUUCAGUUUCUAUUGACAACUGGAUCCUCGCGGUUGGAACAUUUGCUAUUCGCUGUCUGGUGCGGCGGUGUACGCGCGUUGUGAACGUGUCGCUAGGAAGCUAUCGUCCGAUAGAUCGGAUGAUCUUCGCAUCAUCGUUCGAGUGAAUGAAAUACGGAGGUGUUUGAUGCAUAACUGCUACCAGAAAGGAAAGAAGUCGUGAAUGGGUCGUCGUGCGUGUGCACAGUGAAUGAAACACGUGAAUUUUCGUGCAGUUUUUAACCGACCGAGACGUAUGUCUGCUGUGCGGAUUCGUGUGUUGUGUGAAAGCAACGUGUAACGGGAGUCAGCGGGUUUUGUUUGUGGACGCCACGUUAUUCGUCCGAGGUCAUCUCACCCGGCAGUGUAUUCGCACGCGGAGUCGUGUGGUAUUUCUUCGUGUUGCAGGAUUUUUUCGCAGUUUCACCGUGGCGCUGAACGCUUGCAUCGAAAGGGGUAUCCGUUUGCGUCAAGAACGGGCCCUAGAACGAUGGACACGGACGGACGCACUGGACAAUCUCGGUCUGCAGCUCUCUAGUACCGUGACACGCUGGCUACUGUACGGUACCGUUGUACCCUCCGUCCUUUCGUCCCACUACCAGCAUCGUCAAUACUCUGUACAUUCCACUCCACACAGUCGCCAUCACGUGCGCAAACUGAGACGCAAAAUGUCAUCCACAGAAAGUGGUGGCAGUGGUGAGGGUGGUGGUGGUGAUGGUAGCAGCAGCAGCAGUCCCAAAGUGCCCUCACCCAGUCGUAGAACGUACCGGCGUGGGCGUGAACUGCAUCGUACGUCAACGGCCACUUCUUCGUACUCGUCGGCCGGUUCCAUUACCUCCAUACUGUCGAGCCUUUCGUCGGUAAACAGUGCCGCCGGUGGCCAACAACAUUCCCAGCGCAAACAGCGUCGCCACAAGCGACGGACGGCGGCGGCCAGACCGGCUGCCGCAACCGGUAGUAAGUCCGGUUCGGAAACCAAAGGUGAAAUCACAAGGCGACGAUCGCGCAAAACAAUCACCACCAAAGCGAACCCCGAUACCCGAUGGACCGAUGAAAGCCGGUCUGAUUCUUCAGAACAUUCCACUGAGGGACCAGUGUCGAUGCCAUGGUUCGGCAUGGACAUUGGCGGUACGUUGACGAAGUUGGUGUACUUCGAACCGAAAGAUAUCACACCGGGCGAACUAGAUCAGGAGGCUCGGAUUCUGCGCAACAUUCGGCGUUACCUGACGAAAAAUUCCGCCUACGGUAAGACGGGCCACCGGGACAGCCACCUGCAGAUGGACGAUGUGGUAAUCCGUGGCCGUCGUGGCUCGUUACACUUCAUACGCUUUCCAACGUCGGAAAUGUUAAGCUUUCUGAAGCUGGCAAAAUCGAAAGGCAUGGCACAGCUGGUGACGACCGUGUGUGCAACCGGGGGCGGUGCCUUCAAGUUCGAGGACGACUUCCGACAUAACGUUAACAUGAAGCUGGCCAAGUUCGACGAGCUGGAUGCGUUGAUCAAGGGCAUCCUUUUUACCGAAACGCACAACAAAUGUGAAUGCUACUUUUGGGAAAAUGCCAACGAAAUUAGUAGUACGAAGAAAAAGUUCGACUUUAGCCAACCGUACCCGUUCAUACUGGUAAACGUCGGCUCGGGCGUAUCGGUGCUGGCGGUGCGCGGCCCGGACAACUACAAGCGCAUCUCCGGUACAAGUCUGGGUGGCGGAACAUUCCUGGGCCUGUGCUGUUUGCUCACCGGCUGUGAAACAUUCGAGGAAGCAAUACAAUUAGCGACGAAGGGUGAUCAUAAGAAAGUAGAUAAGUUAGUUAAAGACAUUUACGGCGGUGACUACGAGCGGUUCGGGUUGCCCGGCGAGUUGGUCGCAUCAAGUUUCGGACAGAUGCAUCUACAGGAACGAAGGCAAAGCGUUAGCAAGGAGGAUCUGGCCCACGCUAUUCUUGUGACGAUCACCAACAACAUCGGUUCGAUCGCGCGGAUGUGUGCAAGUAAUGAGAAAAUCGAGAAGGUUGUGUUCGUGGGCAACUUCCUGCGUGUGAAUCCGAUAUCGAUGAAGCUGCUAGCGUACGCGAUGGAUUACUGGUCGAAGGGAACGCUCAAAGCCUUGUUCCUUGAGCACGAGGGCUACUUCGGUGCUGUCGGUUGCCUUUUGCAGUUCAACGGUGAGCUGCACGCACAAGUCGGUGAUUUACUUACUUAGAAUAGUAGUUAGCGGUAUAGAACCACAAGAAAAGGAGGAGAAACAAGGCAAAACCACCCAUCUGUCAUAUCCUGCACCUUCUCUUGGUUUCAGUUUCAGCGCACUAGUGUAGGCUUUGUUCGUUGGUUCGUUCGUAAUAGUUUGUUUGUUUUGUAAGGCAAGGUAAAUGGUUCUACUAUGGCCAAAGGCUUCUUGGUAAGAAAAGCUUCAAACGAAAGCGUAUGUGCGUAUUAAAAAUCAAUUUUCUGCAUCUAAAUUUUUGUUUCUUUUUUUGACAAAACCCGUCAAAAGCAGAAUGUCACCGUUAAUGGAAGGCUUUAUAUAACCCACCUCACAUUCGCUCAGAAAAAGCAAACUCGUGCACAGCUAUUGUAAGCUUCUCAAUCAUACUGUCCUAUGCAGAUAGGAACGAAUCUACACGUUGAGGUAUAUUGUAAGUAAAGCAUUGUUACAAUGCUGAUAGGAUUUAAACACAACAUUGAAAAGAACGAGAAGAAAUUCACACAUCAUAUUGAAAUGAUGUUAUCCCGUUCCAUUUUGCGACACUUGUAUCCGUCGGCUUGCCCGUAAAUGAGCUGUGAGAAAUCGCGUGUAACAAAACAGAGCGUGUAAAAACAUUGUAGCAAAUAUUACGUUGUUUAAAAUUUGGUUUUCGGUUAUCUCCAUGCUGCGUUUUUCCGCUUAAAGUUGUUGAAGGGAAACAAAUACAAUCAACUUUAAUACUUUCAUUCCUCCUUAGGAAUGAGGUGUGAAUGCUAACAAACCCAUGACGAGCGUUCGGCGACCAUGUCCCAAAAUAUUUACAUCGAGUGAGAUUCCGUUAGACAGGGUUGCGGACUACCACGGCUCAUAAUUAGGCAUUAUUAUUCGGAACCAGGUAUUUGUUAGGUAUAGUUAGGGACGCGGACUACAUAUAUAUUGGCAGCCCGGGUUUGAGAUAAAUUAAAACAAGUAAAAACGAUAAGAAAACCGAGUUAUAGAGAUAGAUGGGACAGGUGCUCAUUGUGAAGGUCUGCGGGAUUUAACGUUAUUGAUACUAUUAUUAAUAUUAUUAUUAUUAUUAUUUUAAUGUCCUUAGUAGAAGUUGAACAAAACAAUUGGCAUUGCUAACAUUUGGGUUGAAAACUCAAACGGUAUCACUUACCUUUGUUUCGUUAAACGUAGAAACCGAACGCGAGAGUAAAACUUAAGGUUCUCUAGAAUGUAUCUGUUCGAUCGUUUCUCCAUGGAGAAUGCUGAAAUGAAAACAAACAAAAAAAAACAGUGGUUAAGAAUGGCAGGAAGCGUUCGUGUGGGAUGGUUUAGGCAUGAAAUUAAAUAUAUGGUCAGCUACUAGCUGCUACUUUUACACAAAACACGCAACAUUUACAACAAUUUCAAGCAUAAAAUAAUAACGAAACAGAAACGGAAAGUGUCACCCUCACCUGGGGGGUGCGUAGUUGGGGCUUAGGCAGCUCAAACCACUCUACAAAACAGCCUAAAAAUGUCCGUAAAGCGUGCAGCAUCAGUUUCAACCUCAAACGGAACGGCGAAACUAAAAAGGCACGGCAGGAAAGUGUAGAACAAAUUUUAAGUACUGAAAACAAGAAACAGACUAAACGGUUCUGUUUAAGCUCCUCAGCCAAUAAUGCAUACACAUGAAUCAAUUUAAUGAUGCAGAAAAGACAGUUUUGAUCGCGUUCGAUCAUUGCUAAACAAUUUUCCACUAUUGCUUUAUACAGUUAAUAAAAUCCAAAUGAAAUAUAUAUAUACAGCGCACACGAA
This is a messenger RNA of Anopheles funestus (African malaria mosquito), 3993 nucleotides long. RefSeq names its product pantothenate kinase 3 (gene fbl). The coding region runs from base 700 to 2229 and encodes 509 amino acids. Gene Ontology annotation, cellular component: nucleus; cytosol. Gene Ontology annotation, molecular function: ATP binding; pantothenate kinase activity. NCBI's taxonomy places the organism in Eukaryota, Metazoa, Arthropoda, Insecta, Diptera, Culicidae. Gene Ontology annotation, biological process: coenzyme A biosynthetic process. The transcript has 6 exons. The record is from RefSeq and is a predicted model, not a curated record.